CUCACCUGACGGGCUCGGAACUCAUUGCUCCUGACAUGGAUCCGGACCCGGUCGACAUGGACCCGGACCCGGUCCACCGGGACCCGGUCCACCGGGGCCUGGGCCGCUGCGCGUGCUGCUUCUGGCUGGCGGUGGCCUUUGAUGUGGUGGGGCUGCUCGUGCUGCUCACCGGCGUGUUCGCGCGCGUGUUCUUCUACGACCUGCUGAUCUACGCCGGCGCCAUCGUGGUCUUCCUCAGCCUCAUCUGGUGGGUCUUCUGGUACUCCGGGAACAUCGAGGUGCGCCCCGCGGACCUGGAGGACGACGUGGGGCUGCAGAAGAAGGGCCGCGGCGGCGGCGGGCUGGGGGCCGCGGUGCGCCGGCUCUCCAGCCGCGUGGCCGGCGGCCUCAGGACCUCGCUGAGGAGGACCGGGACCGGGACCGGAGGGGGGCCGCCGGGGGGCCCGCGGGCCGGGCAGGUGGCCGUUUCUAUGGCAACGAUGACCCCUCAGGGGGAUGACGUAGAGACGCCGCACACAACCACAGAGACCUCCCCGACGUAGUGCCCAGCUGCUCCCUGGAGGCUUCAGCUGCUCCUCAACAGGAGGAACAGGACGUGGUGACGAGUUCAGCCUGUUGAGAGGUCCUAUAGAUCCCUGACAUCAGAGAGAUGUCACACGCGUGACAUCAGAGACAUGUCACACACGUGACAUCAGAGACAUGAUGUCACACGCGUGACAUCAGAGACAUGUCACACACGUGACAUCAGAGACAUGAUGUCACACGCGUGACAUCAGAGACAUGUCACACACGUGACAUCAGAGACAUGUCACACGUGACAUCAGAGACAUGUCACACACGUGACAUCAGAGAGAUGAUGUCACACACGUGACAUCAGAGACAUGUCACACACGUGACAUCAGAGAGAUGAUGUCACACACGUGACAUCAGAGACAUGUCACACGUGACAUCAGAGACAUGUCACACGUGACAUCAGAGACAUGUCACACACGUGACAUCAGAGAGAUGAUGUCACACACGUGACAUCAGAGACAUGUCACACACGUGACAUCAGAGACAUGUCACACGUGACAUCAGAGACAUGUCACACGCGUGACAUCAGACAUGUCACACGUGACAUCAGAGACAUGUCACACACGUGACAUCAGAGACAUGUCACACGUGACAUCAGAGACAUGUCACACACGUGACAUCAGAGACAUGUCACACGCGUGACAUCAGAUGAUGUGUGUGUGAUAUGUGAUGUGUGUGAUGUGUGUGUGUGAUGUGUGUGUGUGAUGUGUGUGUGAUGUGUGUGUGUGUGAUGUGUGUGUGAUUCUGUAUUUAUCUAAUGUUCUUAUAAAGGUCUGAAACCUUCCUGUGAAUUAGACAAUAACAUCGUCAUCGUCCUGACCAAAUAAAGUUAUUCAACUAUCCAACAAAUAAAAUGUUAACAGAAGGCC
Messenger RNA from Pseudoliparis swirei, 1442 nucleotides. Its product is annotated as transmembrane protein 238-like. Lineage: Eukaryota; Metazoa; Chordata; Actinopteri; Perciformes; Liparidae. The transcript is spliced from 2 exons. The record is from RefSeq and is a predicted model, not a curated record. Bases 36 to 542 code for a protein of 168 amino acids.